Messenger RNA from Cordyceps militaris CM01, 606 nucleotides. Its product is annotated as ATP-binding protein (P-loop). The transcript is spliced from 2 exons. The record is from RefSeq and is a predicted model, not a curated record. NCBI's taxonomy places the organism in Eukaryota, Fungi, Ascomycota, Sordariomycetes, Hypocreales, Cordycipitaceae. Gene Ontology annotation, molecular function: ATP binding; kinase activity. Bases 1 to 606 code for a protein of 201 amino acids.
AUGGGCGAUCUGUCCUUUGUUCGCAGCCAACGGUGCCUACAAACGCAGUCGUCUACUGCUCAACCGCAUACCACUAUCCCCUAUUCAACCCGAAGCAUGUCCGUGCAAACAAAGGUCCUGAUCCAAAUGUCCGGCGCCCCGGGCUCCGGAAAGAGCACCAUGGCGCGGCUGCUGCGGCCCUGCCUCGCAAGCGCCGGCGCCGUCGUCGUCGAUCACGACGUGCUGCGGUCCGCCUUUCUCGCAUCCGGCCUCGACUUUGCGGCGGCCGCGCGGCACGCCUACGAGCUGCAGUGGACGCUCGCCGAGGACCUGAUGCGGCAGGGGCUCAGCGUCAUCGUCGACAGCACCUGCAACUUCCCCGAGACCCUCGCGUGCGGCGCCGCGCUGGGCCGCGCGCCACGGCCACGACUACUGCGCACCGCGGUUGACGGACCGCCGCCGGGCGCCGCGGACGCGGGCGAGGAGGGCCGCGCGCGCUUUGCGAGGUGGAUGGAGCACCCGUGCCGGCCGGCGACGACGGACAGUGUGAUUGUGGUGGACGCCACGAGGGAGCCAGAGAUGCUGCGCGAUGAGAUUCUGAACCGGAUUAUUGCAAGCAGCGGAUAG